AAAAGUUAUUUUUCCAAAAAAAUAAUAUUUCAAAAAUUUAUUUUGUUUACAUUUCACAAAAAAUAACAAAAAUAGUUUGAAAUUUAAAUUUUUGCUCAAAAAGCUAAAAAUGUUUGCCUUAAAUCUUUUAAGACAUCAAGCCACUAGACAAAUUAACAGAAGGACGAGCGGCUACAUGCAAACACGUUCGAAGGCAAAAUUUAAGGAUGGUGGAGAACAUGCCACAUUUAAUGAUAUGCCCAUACCACAGGGUAGUUGGCAGGAAUACAAUGCACGUAGACAAAAUCGUUAUAUGAUGGUAUUUUUAAGUGGUAUCGCUUCAUUUGUGGCUUCAGUGAUAUUUGUGGCCAAAUCUGGUAAAAUGGAACUUAAUUAUACGGUGCCGGAUUAUCCCUAUGAGGAAGAGGAGGAGUAAAGGAUUUUAGUUUGCAAUGGAGGCACAACCAAUGGGUCUUAUCAUUUACCUAAUAGUGCAAGAACUUUGGUUUAUUUUUAAAAGAGGGAAAUAAAAUAAACCAAAGUAUUGAAAUAUUGUGUAUUUGAAGAAGAUUUUUAUUGUAAAAUUAAACUUGUUACUAAUUUUAAAAAACCCCUUUCUUAUAUUUAAAAAUAGUUUAAAACUCUAAUUUUAAAUGUAUGUAGGAAUAUAAAUAUUUCUUAAUAAAUCUUAAACUU
Lucilia cuprina (Australian sheep blowfly) is the source of this 675-nucleotide messenger RNA. RefSeq lists its product as uncharacterized. The coding region runs from base 110 to 415 and encodes 101 amino acids. Lineage: Eukaryota; Metazoa; Arthropoda; Insecta; Diptera; Calliphoridae. The transcript is spliced from 3 exons. The record is from RefSeq and is a predicted model, not a curated record.